GCAGCUCCAGGGCGUAUUCCAAUAUAUCGCAAAAACCCCCACCUCCUUCAGUUGGUAAUGCUCAAUCACAUUCUCCGUAGCCGCUCGGCCGAUCGAGUCUGGUGCAUCUGGUCCAGAGCUCGGGUUAUCGAGCUUGAUGCCCGUUUCACGUCGCAUUUACCCGAUGGAGAACGAGCAGUUGUACAGCUAUUGAUGUUCAGGGCGAUGCGGCUGACGUAACUAACCGUUCCGUUAUCGUCCAACUAAUCUUUCGUCUCUUUUAUCCCUUGUCACUAGGUGGCGAGUGGUCCAUGUGUUUUGAACAUGCUCUCUAUAGUCUCUAAAAAGUUUUUAUUGGUCUGAAGUCGUUUGUUAUGCUGGCUUAUGCAACUCGCUAGCCCCUGUCCAGUCCUUGCUUCUACUUCCCACGCUCUGCUGCUAGUCUGGUCCGUGUAUUGCCCGUACAGUGUAUGGGGCAAGCCCUGGCUUCCUCGCUUUCGCGU
Molecule: messenger RNA, 482 nt
Organism: Periconia digitata
Lineage: Eukaryota; Fungi; Ascomycota; Dothideomycetes; Pleosporales; Periconiaceae
Source: the annotation of a GenBank genome assembly